Molecule: messenger RNA, 693 nt
Organism: Phycomyces blakesleeanus NRRL 1555(-)
Lineage: Eukaryota; Fungi; Mucoromycota; Mucoromycetes; Mucorales; Phycomycetaceae
Exons: 3
Coding region: 1-693 (230 amino acids)
Source: RefSeq, a predicted model, not a curated record
AUGCUUGACUUUGGUCCAGUGUAUGCAUUCUGGUUGUAUAGCUUUGAGAGAUACAACAGCAAGUUGAAGAACAUAAAGACGAACCGCCAAAAUGGUCUUGAGGUUACAUUCAUGAGAUGUUGUCCAAGUUAUGUUGGUAUCUGCUCUCUCGCCCCUCUCUUGCCUGAAGAAUGGUCAUCCACCUGUACUGGCAUGCAACCUCCCAAUAUUUCUGCAAGCUGCCACAAAUCCAUGAUACAAUGGAGAAUCCCAAUUGGUGAGGAUGUGUUUGUAAACAAUCGGAUUCAAAAGGUGAAAAAGAUUUCAUUGCUGGGGCAAGAGUACUGCAGUGGUGAAAAGAAGAAGCGCAGGUCUUUUGUGAGGGUUUUGUUUCUUGGGAGAACAAAUGACGAUGUAUCUGAAUUCCCUAGUCAAAUAGAGUACUUAUUUACUCAUCCCAUCAUGAUUGGUGGAGUCAAAAGAGUGUCAAUGUUCGCAUUCAUCAAAUGGUUUCCCACCUACCAGUCCAGUCAUCACCAGCCGUUAGUUGAACAAGGCCUAGAGUUGUGGGAAAAGGUAUACAUGGAAGAGAGUUCUUCAUGCAUUAUUCUAGUGCAUCGUCUGCAUUCAUGCUUUGCAUUGACUAUGCAUAAAAUGCAAAGUGGAACACAAAAACGCCUUGUCAUUCCACUGCCUAGAAAAGUAGUCACAUAA